AUGACAGUCAUAGAAAGGCCUAUGGAUCAUAAAAAAACAUAUGAAAGUCAUAAAAAGGCCUAUGACUGUCAUAGAAGGACCAAUGACACAGCCCUGCAGCUCAGCCUUACUAGGAUGUCACGAGACUUGGGCGAAUGCAAUGCAGGAAUUAUCUGCAUCAACUGCAAAUCAAUACCGCAUAAUCCUUACACGAACGAGAUCUACGACACUCGGAACAUCGCCUGCAUAAGCAUCUCCGUGAUCGUGGAAGAUGAGCAGGACAUGCCACCUGUCAUCUGGGCGCCUCCUGUCACUCGCAUCACCAGCAACCAUAGGGAGGGCGAUGAGUUAGUCGUCAUAAAAGCAGUGGACGGCGACAGGAUGUUAAAUAGGCCUAUACGCUUCUCCAUCAUCGCCUCCUGGUCGCUCUACGCCAAAUAUUUCGCAAUUAACCCAAUUACAGGUGAGUUACAGUCACAGGUGCCUCCCUCCUCCCUCGAAGACACAGUCAACAGUCUCAUCGAAGCCAUGACGACGCUGGAGCCAAUCUUGGUCAACGUGACGGCGCAAGAACUGAGGGAUUCGGACACGCUCGUCCCUGAGGAGAUGUACACGUCCCACGUCGAGAUCGCUUUCGUGAUCAUGGAUUCGGACAUGAUGAUCCCCAAGUUCGUCCAUGAGAUGUUCAAGAAUCCGCAGCUGUUGGACUACGAAACCAUGAGCAAGAUUGAGUUCAAGCUGUUAGCCCGGCAAGUCUCCGGCAGCGCCCAAGGAACAGGCACCACGUCAAUCAGGAUCAACAUCUUAGACGUGAACGAUAACAUGCCGGUGUUCACGAGGGCAGCUGUACAGGCGGAGAUCUUUCGAGAAACAUCACCGUGGGACUUCGAUUGUGAAGCCCUAGGAACUCCAAAUGCCACCGACGCCGAACUAUGUCAAACAUACGGGGCGACAUUCGAGCUUUCCAUGCACCAUGCUACAACGUCCGCUUCACGGGCUAGCUUGCAACCACACGAAACCACAGCCACACACUGCAGCACACACACCACCAAUGUACACACUGGAACCCUCUCAGCGGCCUCGUACCUGCGCACAACCCCAACAGACCAUGAUUUCGAUCAGGAGAGCUCAAUCCAGGUGACAGAGGUCCAGCUGACAGUCGAGGCCCGGGAUGACAACGGCGUAGGCAACUCAGCGACGGCGAGGAUCCUGCUGCACCUGAAGGACAUCAAUGACAAGCCGCCCAGGUUCCUCGAGGCGAUCUACACGGGCGUGAUGACCCCGGAUCGGGCGAGUCUCAAGUCGCCUCUCAGGGUUCAGGCUGUUGACGACGACGCCGAAGAACCCAACAACCAGGUCGUCUACAGCAUCGACUCGGGCCUCUUCUCACAGAACUUUAGAGUCGACAGAACCUCCGGGGAGAUCUCUGUGGUUCAGGGUCUCAGCUACCCCCAGGUGGCUGGUCUGAACACAGGUCGCUCGGAGAGAGCUUUUGGCAACGAUGAGGUCAUCAAGUUCACGGUCACGGCGUCUGACCAAGGUACACCCCAGCUGAGCAAGAGCGUACCUGUGCAAAUCUUCACACAGGAAUUUGUAGACAGGUUUAUUACCUUCAUUUACCCAAAACCACCUGUGGAAGUGGGGGCUAGUAAGGGAGAGUGUUAUAUGGGCAAGGGUGGAGUAGGCCUAGCAGGUAAGGCUGCCUUGUUGUUUCAAUUAAGGUGUUAUAUGGGCAAGGGUGGAGGCCUAGUAAGGAGUGUCGUCACGGCUCUGGUGAGGUACGAAGUGAACACGGUGGUCGACGUCGAGAAGAUUUCGAAGCAGCUUCUGAACACGACGAGACCGCUGGUGAACGACCCCAGGCCCGUCGAGUACGAGGAGCUGACAUCCGAGAGAAACUCCUACUUGGCCGGCGUCGUGGUUCUCUGUGUCUUCAUGGCCAUCAUUAUCAUCCUCCUCCUUCUCUGCUGCUUCUGCCCCGGAUGUCCUCUCUAUAAGGACAGGAAGAAGAUGAAGAUGGUCGGCGACGAGAACGCGGAGCGAGUCUCGUACAUCCGCGUGGACGACCGCGGCGGCUACCGCGACGGGCAGCCCGAGGAGCGCAUGUGGUGGGAGUACCUCCCCAACUGCUGCCUCGACAUCGCCGCCAACUGCGGCUUCAACCGGCCGCCGAAGCGCGUGAGCAGCAACAACGGCGGCCGCCUGGCGUGGAGCGGCGACGAGCGGCAGCGCUACUGGCAGUUCGGCGAGCGCGGCGAGGGCUCCAUGCUGGAGGACCGCAUGAUGCCCCGCCGCGGCCCGCGCGACCUGGUGCUGCUCGAGGACCUGGACGAGGCGCGGCUGCAGCAGCAGGGCCGGAUGGUACGUGUUGAUUCCCGUACUUCGCACCGCUCACAGGAGCCGCGCAGGGUGUUUGUGUUGCGAGACCAACGUGGCAAUCCUCGUAUUACAGAGUCCCUCAGAGAGGGAGAACAUUACGUGAUGGAGGACGUUGACGACACGCCCAGGAACAUGCGCAUGGAAGACCCCAGAGGCAUGCGCUAUGAGGACGCAAGAGGCAUGCGCAUGGAUGACCCUCGGGGCAUGCGCAUAGAAGACCAACGAGGCCCGCUUCCCCAGCACGGCGUAGAUGACGAUGUUACUUACGCUCGGCAGGGAAACGCGGAGGUCCUCCGACUACACGCCAGCCCGCGCGGCGCCGUGCCCCUCGAUGACGGGGCGACGGGCCGGCACAGUCGCCCAACCUACAGGCGGGCUGGCGUGGAGCCGGAGGGGAUAGUUCUCACUCAGGAGGAGAUGCAGAGAAGGGCACUCAUGCACGAGGACGCAGGGGGCGGGCCGAUGAGCGCCCGCCUGGUGGAGGGACAGUCGGUGGGCGUGACGCCGCGGUCAGAGGACCUGCUUCUGUACGAGGGAAGCCGGGGCUACGAUCACGGCUCGCGGCGCCACCACAUGGAGUCCCCGCCACACACAGACGUACAGAUCCAGACGGAGGAUCUGGCAAACGGCCGCCAAGAGCAGUCGGUGCCGCGUCUAAGAAUAAAAACGCCAAUCGAGGAGGAAACCAACAGCCUGCUCGAGGCCGAGGGAAUUCGGUCGUCAAGAAGAGAAAAGUACCAGCGGGAAAGAAGAAGGUCGCAGGGCAACAUCGAGCCGCAGGUCCACGAAGACAACGCGAGCCGCAAGUCGCUGAAGGUGGCGCAGCCGGCCAACUCCCUCUAUCACCACACGAAGGCGUCCAUUCUCCGUUUCGAGUCCAACAAGGCCAAGAUGGACGACGAGAAGGACGGCAAGAAGGAGGCUACGACCUCCCGCAGGAACAGCAUCAGUGGAACGGAUGGCCGCCGCAGCUCGAGCGUCGACAGCAAGGGUACGGAGAGCCGCCGCUCCUACAGCCACUCCAACUUGGACGGGCGCCGCUCCAACAGCCAGGCGGCGCUCGAUGGCCGCCGCUCCAACAGCCAGGCCAACCUGGAGAUCCCUCGUGGGGGCAUGAACGACAGCCGCGCCAGCGUGGAGAGGCGCGGCUCGCUCCCUGGCCUGGAGACGACCACCGGGCUGGAGCGCGAGGCGGCGCAGCGCUCGCACGGCCGCCGGGACUCGCUCGGCGGCCAGGACCGCCCGGACGAGGCGAUGCACGCCGAUGGUAAGAGCACGCACAGCAGCGACUACGAGGAGGAGUCGGGAGAGGAGAAGGACUACAAGAGCACGAGAAGACGGCAGAGGAAGGCCUCCCAGUCGCGCUACAUGGAGUGGUACGACCGGGGCAGAGACUCCAAGGCCAGGGACCCCAAGGACUCCAGAGCGAGGGACUCCAAAGAGCCCAGGGAGAGUCGGAACCGCUCGGUCGACCGGUCCUACCGGGACUCGGACUCCAAGGCGGAGUUGACGGAGGGCCACAGCCGCGCCAGCACCGAGCUGCGAGGCGGAGCCGACUCCAAGAGCCUCUCGAGAAUCCCGCGGCCACAGGGAGCCUCCUCCUCCAACCUCCCCGACGACCUGAAGGUGCAGGAGGGCGAGGAGGAGCUGCGCUACAUGAUGGACCGCGAGAUCAACCUGGGCGUGAGUCAGUCGCAGAUGUUCGAAGGCGACGCGGACCUGGAGGUGGCGGCGGCGGCGCGGGGGAGGCGCAAGAGGAACCACCUGCUGGAGAAGAAGAGUAUAUUUACCAUAGCCUACGACGACAUGCAGACGGACACGCUCAGACCUAAUUCAGCGGCCGCAGAGCCUUAAUGAGUGCUGGUCAUUUAGUAAAAAAAAUAUAUAUCGUUCCUAUGGUUUAAAGAUUUAUUAAAGUGCGAAAAUGUAGUGCUAGUUUUCUGAAAAGUGCAGUCAAGGGGUCAAAAUUAGAGUAUAUACAUGUGACGAAAAGAUUGUUGACUUUUAAAGCACUGCGGCUGACAAUGUUGUUGAGUCUGGAGUUUGGUAAAUAUAUUUUGUAUGACUAUUUGCAGAUUAUAAAUAUAGAUAUUUAGAGAUACGGUAAGGAAAGGGAAUUGACAAAAAAUACACGGCAUUUGUAUUAGCUUUGGUCCCUGUGUCAUACAGCCAUGUGACUGUAUGACUGACACGGACCGGAGACACAGAUGGGAAAUGACUAUACAAAAUCUUCUGUACUCAUUUGUUAUACACAAGAUAAUUAUAUGAUUAGAUUCCAAAGUGAUAUAUAUUUAGAUCGUGCACUAGACGGUAACGCACAUAUUCAGUGACACAGUCCUUUUUUAUCGUUAAUUAUUGAUGAUUUAGAAGACAUUUGAAGGUGAAUUCAUCCUAUAGACUAAAGGGUAGGGAGCUCUCAUUCUACCCGCUGAUUGGCUAGAAUGAAAGGCUUGUUCAGCCAAUCAGCGGGGAGGGUUUUACAAUCACGGGAGCUUCCAUUCAUUAGUACAUCUCUGAAUGAAUUUAUCUUUGCUUUUUUUCUUCUGAUAUAGGUUUCUCAUCAUAUUUUGCAAAUGAAUACUGUAUUGUAUUUACAUAUUCCUGUACAAAUGUAAAACAAGAUCUCAUGUAACCCCCCCCCAAAAAAAAAAAAAAAAAAAA
Penaeus vannamei (Pacific white shrimp) is the source of this 5019-nucleotide messenger RNA. The record is from RefSeq and is a predicted model, not a curated record. Lineage: Eukaryota; Metazoa; Arthropoda; Malacostraca; Decapoda; Penaeidae.